AAACGAUUGGUAAGUCGUGGACAAGUUGAGAUCGACGGCAGGACGGCUCCAAGCGACAUGCGCCUCAUCACACACAACAUGCUCAUGUGCAACAAGAAGGGGGUGUCGAAUGGCUUUCCGUUGAUCCUCAAGCCCGAAGAGACUGAGAUCGUUGCGUCCGACUUCAGCGCCGAGUUCAUUGUGAAAAUGGUCGACAAACUUGACUGGGCUGCGUUCGUGGCGGGUGCGGCGGCAUUAAACGUGGACGUCCCGAGCACCCCGUUGUCCGCCGAGGACAAGGCAAACGAAGUUGUGCUCAAACAGAUCCAUCAUGCGUUGCUCGACGUGCACGUGAAGAAAGGCGUGCUGGUGUGUCCCGAAUCUGGACGUGAGUUUCCGAUCGUCGACGGGAUUCCCAACAUGUUGCUGCGCGAAGAUGAAGUGUAAUCGACGUAUUUUUCUUAUUACUUUGCCACAACGGUGCGCUCUUAU
This is a messenger RNA of Aphanomyces invadans, 471 nucleotides long. RefSeq lists its product as hypothetical. Bases 58 to 426 code for a protein of 122 amino acids. Gene Ontology annotation, molecular function: protein heterodimerization activity. Lineage: Eukaryota; Oomycota; Saprolegniomycetes; Saprolegniales; Verrucalvaceae. The transcript has a single exon. The record is from RefSeq and is a predicted model, not a curated record. Gene Ontology annotation, biological process: peptidyl-glutamine methylation; tRNA methylation; rRNA (guanine-N7)-methylation.